Parasteatoda tepidariorum (common house spider) is the source of this 1723-nucleotide messenger RNA. The record is from RefSeq and is a predicted model, not a curated record. Lineage: Eukaryota; Metazoa; Arthropoda; Arachnida; Araneae; Theridiidae.
UGCACACAAACAACGGAGUCAGUGUGUAGUUUUCGCAUCAUUGUGGGGAGUUGUUUUCUUAUCCGUUGUUUGUGAAGCUUCGGUGUGGCGCGGCAUCGUGUAGUCAAGCUUCAUGGAGGGCAACGAAAGGCCCUCAGCUCAUGUGUCGUGUCUAUAUCCCGAAAUUUUAGCUCUCAUUUUCAGCUAUUUGGACGUCAAAGACAAAGGAAAUGCUGCGAGAGUAUGUACAGCUUGGCGAGAUGCGGCCUACCACAAGUCUGUAUGGCGGGGUGUGGAAGCCAAAUUACACUUGCGUCGCUCCUCCAACCCUUCUUUGUUCCAAAGCCUCGUUCAGCGCGGUAUACGACGUAUACAAGUCUUAAGUAUACGCCGUUCUAUGAGAGAAGUUGUGCAAGGUAUACCAAAUUUAGAAAGUCUGAACUUAAUUGGCUGCUACAAUUUAAGCGAUCAUUGGUUCCAACAGGGUAUGGCACACCACGUACCUACACUGACUGUGAUGAACUUGAGUAUGUGCAAACAAAUAUCGGACGAAAGCAUUCGAAAGUUGUCUGAAUUUGCUGUGAAUCUCCAAGUCCUAGAUUUGGGUGGUUGUAGCAAUAUCUCGAACGAUUCACUAUUUUUAAUCGCGUGGGGACUUCUGAAGUUAAAAAGCCUGAACCUGAGAAGUUGCAGACAAAUAUCAGAUCCAGGAAUUGGACACUUAGCUGGUAAAAGUGAAGUGGUAGGUACCAAGUACCUAGAAUAUUUAGGUCUUCAGGACUGCCAAAAAUUGACAGAUGAAAGCCUAAAACAUAUGAGUGAAGGAUUGGUUUCACUGAUAAGUGUUAAUCUCAGUUUCUGUUCUGGUAUAACAGAUUCUGGAUUAAAACAUUUGGCGCGAAUUGCCUCUCUAAAAGAAUUAAAUUUGAGAAGCUGUGAUAGUAUUUCAGACAUAGGCCUGGCCUAUUUGGCUGAAAAUAGUUCGCGAGUGACUGCUUUAGAUGUCAGUUUUUGUGACCGAGUUGGUGACCAGGGAUUAUUACAUAUAUCCCAAGGAUUGUUCAAUUUGAGAAGCCUUAGUCUCAAUGCUUGUCCAAUUAGUGAUGAAGGCCUUGGUCGAAUAGCCCGGACGUUAACAGACUUAAGAACGCUGAAUAUUGGUCAAUGUAGUCGAAUUACUGACAAGGGUUUAAGUCUUGUUGCUGAGCACUUGCAGAGACUUCUGUGUAUAGACUUAUACGGCUGUGUCAAUAUCACAACUGUAGGCUUAGAAAAAGUGAUGCAGUUACCCCAUCUUAGUGUCCUUAAUUUAGGUCUGUGGCAGAAAAGGUGACACCAAUUCUGCAGAAUAUUUUACUAGUGCCAUUUAAAUAGGAUAUAUUUUUAUCAAGAUCAUCUUAACCUGGAUUAUACGCCUAGAAAUUGUUUUAAGUAUUUAUUUUGUUUGUUUUUUUAUUCCAUUUGAAAAUAUUCAGUUUUUACAUCUGUAAAUAGCAUCAUGAGCAUAGAUUUAAUUUUUCUAUAUUUCUCAAUGUGGUGAAGCAACUACCUCAAAAGAAAAAUUUUACGAGAAUGCUUGCAUGUGAUAUAUUUUUAAUUUUACAGAAUAUUUGCAUUAGGGUAGUUUAUUUGCUGUUUCAUAAUUGCUGACAUUUCAAUAUUUUCUGUUUUAAAUUUUUUAUAAGAAAUUUGAUUUCCUAGUUUUUUACAGAUCAGAAUUCUGAUCAAAACGCCUUAAAUAACA